Molecule: messenger RNA, 1199 nt
Organism: Orbicella faveolata
Lineage: Eukaryota; Metazoa; Cnidaria; Anthozoa; Scleractinia; Merulinidae
Product: rhodopsin, GQ-coupled-like
Biological process (GO): G protein-coupled receptor signaling pathway
Cellular component (GO): membrane
Molecular function (GO): G protein-coupled receptor activity
Source: RefSeq, a predicted model, not a curated record
AUGCGGAACAUUUCAACACCAAACCCAGACAACGGCGAAGAGAACUCUGAGGUGAAGGCUAGAGAGGCGAUGUUUGCAGUAAUAGCAGCUUCGUCGUUUUUGCUGAACUUUCUGUUCUGUGCGAUUAUGACGAGAAAACCAAAAAUGCUUAAAAGACCACACAACAUUCUGAUGUUCUCAUUGGCCAUCACAGAUCUACUCACAGCCAAUGAUCGCCGUUUUUUUUUGGUUUUUUUUUCAUCAUCAGGAAUUUUCCUUCUUCUUACACCCGGCUAUGUCAUCAGCAUCGCCUCAUUUCCAGUACCGCGUGGUUUAGCUGGCGAAGUCUUCUGCCGAGUCUUCACGAGCAGAUACGCACUCUUUACAAUGGGAAAAGUCUCCAUUUUGAAUGUCAUGUGCCUGGCUAUUGACAGAUGGUAUUGUAUUCUUCGACCAAUGGCAUACAAGCGCUAUUUCACCCGAAAAAAACUCUCUUUGUACAUUCUAGUUAUUUGGGUUUCUACCGGUCUUCUGCAGAUAAACAAGUUUUUCGAGUGGAAAUUGUCGGGGAGUAAAUGUUCUAAAGUAAAAGCGCCGUAUGGAGAAAAGGGAACUCAAGCAAUGAUCAUUAUUUACAGUCUGAUGGGGUUUUAUGUUCCGUGUUUGAUUACCUGGGCUUCGUUUGGCCAUAUCACACUGCUGUUCAAGACAACGCCAAUGGCAAGAUGCUACGGUGAGCGACAAAGAGCCCAACAGAAAGCUAUCCUGCGCAUGUGCGCUGUGACGUCAGUAACUCUGACACUUUGUUGGCUUCCAGCUCAAACCAUUUAUAUUCUUUCACCAUUUGGUAUCACCAAAAUUGGAAGUCCUUUACACAGGACCGGGGGAAUACUGGCUUUGUUUAACUCUUGUGUCAAUCCUUUGAUUUACUGGAUGACCAACAGAGAGUACAGGACUCUUCUGGUUGAGCUCUUCAAAUUUGCCAAAAUAAAACCUUCCACCAGAGGAAGCUAUACGUUGGAGAGUCAAAUGCGUUAGGCAAUUCGACCUCGGCAAGCCAAUUAAGUGACAGAAACUGGAAUUAAAAUUUGUGCCUGUGGCGCUGUUGCCGUGGUACAUGCCACAAGUCGACCUCAUGAGUUUCAAGAUGGAAUAUCAAAGCAAGUGAAAGAAAGUUGCGAGGUUUUAGAUGGAUAAACAAGAUAAAGGACUUUUCUGAA